Molecule: messenger RNA, 1011 nt
Organism: Hylaeus anthracinus
Lineage: Eukaryota; Metazoa; Arthropoda; Insecta; Hymenoptera; Colletidae
Exons: 2
Coding region: 1-1011 (336 amino acids)
Molecular function (GO): catalytic activity
Source: RefSeq, a predicted model, not a curated record
AUGCCCCCGGUCCGGAUCCUCCAAGCUAACCUCAACCACUCGGCCAGGGCGCAGGACUUAUUUGUCCACUGCCUGGCCGAGUUAGGUGUGGGGUUGGUGGUCGCAGCGGAGCCAUACCGCGUCGUCGACCGCCCGAACUGGGUGGCCGACGCGUUGGGCUCCGUGGUGAUAGUGGGCGGCGACACCACGGCCCUCCGCGUGUUCGCCCGCGGCGAAGGGUUCGUCGGGGCGGAGUGCGGCGGCCUGGCCCUGAUCGGGAUCUACGCCCCUCCGACUCGAGCGCUCGUGCUGGGCGACUUCAACGCCAAGUCCACGGCGUGGGGUGGCCCAGCAACGGACGCGAGAGGUCGGGCGGUGCUGGAGUGGGCGGCGAGCGCGGACAUCCGGCUGCGUAACCGGGGGUCCGUGAGCACGUGCGUGCGGUGGCAGGGCGAGUCGAUCGUCGACUUGUCGUGGACGACGCCUGCCGCCGCGCGUCUCGUGUCGGGAUGGAGGGUAGCGGAGGAGGUGGAGUCCCUCAGUGACCACCUCUACAUCCUUAUUAAUGUCUCCGCUGCCCCUCAGUACCAUCCCGCUCGCGGACCCGCGCCGGGCCGACCGCCGCGCAGAUGGGCGCUGAAGCGCUUGGAGAAGGACGCCCUGAUGGCGGCCACCCUCGCCGCGUCCUGGCCAGGAGCCCCGGCUGGACCGGUCGCGGACGUCGAUCGGGAAGCUGGCUGGUUUCGGGAGUCAUCGACGUCGGCGUGCGACGCCGCCAUGCCCCGAGCCAGGAAGCUCCCGAGGCGGGCCGCUUACUGGUGGAGCGAUGAGAUUGCCGCGCUGCGUGCUACAUGCAACGCGGCGCGACGUCGCUUCACGAGGGCCCGCCGGAGACGGAGCCGCGACCCGGCGAGGGAGGCGGCGCUGUGUGAGGUCUACCGAGAGGCUACGGUGGACCUCCAGCGCACCAUCAGGAGGGCCAAGGCGAGCGCCUGGGGAGAGCUUCUCGGGACUUUGGACAAGGAUCCAUGA